This is a messenger RNA of Rotaria socialis, 1074 nucleotides long. The record is from the annotation of a GenBank genome assembly. Lineage: Eukaryota; Metazoa; Rotifera; Eurotatoria; Philodinida; Philodinidae.
AUGGAUUCUAAUUUUGAUCAUCCUCAAAACAAUGUCAACGAGGUUGAAACUCAUCUUGAUAAACUACAUGAAGAUAUUAUUUUGAAGUUAAAUGAAUGCAGUAAUUGUAUUAAAUCAGCUCAACAACUGUGUCAUCAAGCAACAGAAAUGGUUGCGGCUUUAGAAAAGAACAUAGGUAAUCUAACCAGUGCACAACAAGAAUGGAAUGAAAUCAAAGUUAAACUAGCGCAAACAUCCAUUCAAAAUAAAGUUAUUCUUGAUGUUGGAGGUGAGAAAUUUAUUACAUGUAUGGAAACAUUGACAAGAGAAAAAAAUACUUUCUUUACUGCUCUCUUCUCGAGUCAAUGGCAACUCGAAAAAGAUCCUAAUGAUGGCAGUAUAUUUAUUGAUCGUGACGGUAAAUUAUUCAAUCAUGUCUUGGCGUAUCUUAGAACGAAUAAAAUAUCAAAGGAUAUCCUCAAUAAUGAUUCACUUCGAGAACUUCUUGUAGCAGAAGCCGAAUAUUUUCAUUUGCAUAAUUUUCUGAUAUUGUUAACGGAUAUUUAUUUUCCAAAUGGAACAUUGCUUAAACUAGAAGAGAAGAAAAAACUAAAUGAAUUUUACGGUAAAGUUAAUCAACGAUGGGAUUUGAUUUAUAAAGCAACGCGUGAUGGAUUUGAUGCAAGUGCAUUUCAUUCACGUUGUAAUAAUACAGGACCAACCAUGACGAUUAUUCAAUCGAAUAAUAACUGUCGUUUUGGUGGUUACACAACUAUCCCAUGGAGUUCAGAUAAUUCAUACAGAAGUGAUGAUACAGCAUUCUUAUUCACCCUGGUCAAUCCACACAAUAUUCCACUGACGAAAUAUAUGAUCGGUGGUGGUACCAUAGCAUAUGCAGUUCAUCAUGGAUAUGAUCGUGGUCCAACGUUUGGAGGAGGUCACGAUAUCUAUUUAGCAAAUAGUAGCAAUUCGAAUAAUUCCAGCUACAUUGGUUUUCCGAUGGCUUAUGUUGAUACUACUGGAAAGGGUAAUAAAACAUUCACGGGAGCUUUUAAUUUUACUGCAGCUGACAUUGAAGUUUUUAGAUUAGUUUAA